AUGACACUACGUGAACAGAUCAAAAGGACCAUAAUAAGUCUGUAUAACGAUCGUAUUUACCCAGAUUUCCAGUCGGUCAAAAAGCGCCACGAGGAACGGUACAAAGCCGAACCGUUGACCUUGGACACUCUUAUGCACCUUUGCAAUCAGAAUAAUCCUGAUUUCUCCAUUGAGAAAGCGGAGGACCGCCCAGUCCCUGGCUUUAAACUGGCGCAUCCUCCCAAGUCCUUCCGAGGCUUCGUUUCUCCCACGGAUCCAGUGGACUACUACGGCCCUCAGGUCUGGGAGGCACUCAGGACCGAAAUAAACUCCCUCCUAUUAUACGAUCCGAGUUUCUACACCUUUCCUGGUGGCCGGUACGGAACAGCUAGAGCGUUGAAGGAAAGGAAUCUGAGGUUUCUCAACGGCUACAGUCUCGGCGAGCUCUGCCACAUAGUCCAGCUCGCCAUUGAUAAGGAGAUCCUGGCUUACGGCAAGAGCGGCUCUGUUGUACCAUUCAAAGUCAGCUCUAAAGCCGAGAAGGAUGCUAAUGCUCGAGAUAAGAAGCCAACCUUUGCUGGUCACCGUCGUCAAGGACCUCCGAAGGAAGGGUCGGAGCACAGCCGUCGAGAUACCACUGUUGAUUCAUGUGGCGAUCAUGGCUCCAACUCUCACCAUAGCGGAUCAUCUCAUCUUUCCCCCCGAAGUGAAUCCACGAGGGAGGACUUCAUCGCAACCUGGGGUCGGCUCAGGGAGGUCCUUUAUGCUCUAUUGACAAGUACCGAGUGGAAUCAACGCAUACUACUCCUGUCGAACCUCAAGAACGAGAUAAGGCGUCACUUCAAUGGUGUUGUCCUCAGCGAAACGGCACUAGGCCAUACGAAGUUGAUUGAUAUGGUCCAAGACCCCAAGCUGACCGAUCUAGUCUUUGUCGACUGGCGUCGCAACAACCCUGUCCUCAAGUUGCUACCAGGAGCAACCCUCCAUAAGGCCUCUGGUCCGUGUGUGGCUACACCACAACGUAUAUCGAGAAGCACCGGCACGCCUGUGAAGGCAGUCUCUGGGACCAAGUCGGCUGGGGGCUCUACGAAAACGUUAUAUGCAGACGCGGAGGAGGUAGAGGCUCUUGACAAGUCCCGUCGAGUGAAGACAGCUCCAGAUGAAUACCUUUUCUCCACGACGGAUCGUGCCAUAGCAGAUCUCCACAUCAACCAUUACCAAAUCACACCAUUGGAUUUCCCUCUGAUCCCCUCAGCCACUACUGAGACCGACUAUGAUAUCACCAAUGGGGAUUCAAGAGCUGCCGGAGGCCUCCCUGGACUGGACCCGUCUCUGCUUUCUCCACUACAGCCCUUGGCUCAUCCCGUCAAUGAGGUGUCAGAGGCCAUCGCUACCUUUGGGUCGAGUACUGACCUGCAAGAGGCACUGCCUGAUCUCGAGCUACUACUGUCGCAAAUGUCGAUUGACAACAAUACAGGGGGGAAGUGA
Messenger RNA from Perkinsus marinus ATCC 50983, 1467 nucleotides. RefSeq lists its product as hypothetical. NCBI's taxonomy places the organism in Eukaryota, Perkinsozoa, Perkinsida, Perkinsidae. The record is from RefSeq and is a predicted model, not a curated record. The transcript is spliced from 14 exons. The coding region runs from base 1 to 1467 and encodes 488 amino acids.